AUGAGGAGCAUGUGGACCUCCGACGGCUGGAUUCUUUCGAAGGCGCCCCCCCGUGUUCUGGGUCAGCACAUUCAUCUGCCGCCUGGCAGCCAUUUUGGCUCAAGCAUUUUUGGUCUCAAGCCCUUCGCCCAGGCACUCGCUGGAGCCAUGUCGAGCCGCGGCACCCUCAAGAACUUCUUCGAAGAGAAGGGCUUCGGCUUCAUCACCCCCGACGACGGCAGCGAGGACGUGUUCGCGCACGUGAAGGAGAACCCCGCGCUGAACGACUGCCAGCAGGGCGACUCCGUGUCCUACGACGCGGAGUACGACGACCGCAAGGGCAAGUACAAGGCCGUGAACCUGAACUCCGGCGGUGGAGGCGGCGGCGGCGGCAAGGGGAAGGGGAAGGGCAAGGACAAGGGCGGCAAGGGCGGCUACGCGCCGUACGGCAAGGGCUGGUGA
Prorocentrum cordatum is the source of this 441-nucleotide messenger RNA. Lineage: Eukaryota; Dinophyceae; Prorocentrales; Prorocentraceae. The record is from the annotation of a GenBank genome assembly.